GAAGGAGGGUUCGAACCUCCGACCUUGUGGUUAACAGCCACACGCUCUAACCAACUGAGCUAUUCCAGCUUAUUGAUUCUCUUUUCAAAAUCAUAAAUAAUUAUAGCAUUAAUAUAGGAGGAAAUGCGCAGAGCUACAUCUUCUUUCCUCGGCGUGAAGUCGGUACUGUUCAAUUGCAGCGGCCGCUCUACGAUGUUGUCUCGCAUAGCACUAUCUUCGUUUCGACGGAGACGGUAUAAUUCCGAAGCGGGGACCGAGGUUUACUCCUUCCUAAAAUCCUCCAUCUUCAGCGUUAAGCGAACUCCGCCAGCGCCCGUAUAUCAAAAAUCGGCGACGCAACUUCUGAACCACGACCAGGCGACCCAUUUAGAAUCCACACUCGAAAAGUCGCUUCUCGUCAACGAAACCGAUGAGGCGUGGAAGUCAUUCAAGACCCUCACUUCGAACUCUGCCCUGCCAAGUAAACCCCUCACCAAUUCACUCAUUACCCACCUCGCAUCCGCCGCCGAUACCCUCAAUCUCAAGAGAGCUUUCGCUUCCGUCAUCUACUGCGUGGAGAAAAGCCCUGCUCUGUUGGAUUUCGAUACGGUUCGUAUGGUUCUAAAGUCCAUGGUACGUGCCAACACUGCUGCACCUGCUUUCGCUUUGAUCAAGUGUAUGUUCAAGAACAGGUACUUCAUGCCAUUUGGUUUGUGGGGCGAUUUGCUGAUUGAGGUCAGUAGAAAGAAUGUGAGUUUCUGUUCCUUUUUGGAGCUGUUUGAAGAAACUUGCAGGGUUGCUGUUGACGAGAAGUUGGUAUUUAUGAAGCCUGAUUUAGAUGCUUGUAAUGUAGCUUUAGAAGGGUGUUGUCGUGAACUAGAAUCGAUUCGUGACGCUGAGCGUGUUAUUGAAACAAUGUCGGUUUUGAACAUUAAGCCUGAUGAAUUCAGCUUUGGGUUUCUUGGUUAUCUCUACGCACUGAAAGGGCAUACGAUGAAGAUAAAUGAAUUGAAGGGUUUGAUAGAGGGUUUUGGGUUUUCAAACAGUAGCUUGUUUUAUAGUAGUUUGAUAGGUGGGUAUGUGAAAUCAGGUUAUUUGAAGUCUGUUUCAGCUACAAUUCUAAGUUGUCUGAAGGAAGAAAAUCAAGAAGUUAUGCAUUUUAGUAGGGAGACUUUCUGCGAAGUGAUCAAUGGAUUUCUCAAACAUGGGAGUGUGAAAGAUUUAGCAGAUCUGAUUAUUGAAGCUCAGAAAUUGGAGCCGCCUAGUACAGUGGUAGAAAGGUCAAUCGGUUUUGGCAUAAUUGAUUCUUGUGUUAGUCUCGGAUUAUCAGAUAAAGCACAUAGCAUUGUCGAUGAAAUGGUGGCUCAAGGCAGCACCAUGGGGCUUGGGGUCUAUCUACCGAUCUUGAAGGCAUAUUGCAAAGAGCAUCGGACAGCGGAAGCAACUCAGCUAGUGAUGGAGAUUAGCAACUCAGGUAUGCAUUUGUCAGCAGAGAGCUUUGAUUCUCUAAUCGAUGCAGCAAUGACUAGCCAAGAUUUUCAGUCGGCUUUUACUCUUUUUAGGGACAUGAGAGAGGCAAGAGUACCUGAACUGAAAGGAAGUUACUUGACUAUAAUGACCGGUUUGAUGGCGAGUCAUCGGCCUGAGUUAAUGGCUGCCUUUCUGGAUGAAAUAGUCGAGGAUCCUAGAAUUGAAGUGAAGACCCAUGACUGGAAUUCAAUCAUUCAUGCCUUUUGUAAAGCUGGGAGGUUAGAAGAUGCAAGAAGGACUUUCAGAAGGAUGGUUUUCCUGCAAUAUGAACCGAACGAUCAAACAUAUUUGUCACUCAUCAAUGGGUAUGUCACGGCAGAGAAGUACUUCAGUGUAUUGAUGCACUGGAACGAGGUGAAGCGGAGGAUAUCGACUGCUGAGAAAGAGGGAGGUGUUAAAUUUGAUCAUGCUUUGGUUGAUGCUUUCUUGUAUGCUUUGGUCAAAGGAGGGUACUUUGAUGCUGUGAUGCAAGUUGUGGAGAAAUCUCAAGAGAUGAAGAUUUUUGUGGAUAAGUGGAGAUACAAACAAGCAUUUAUGGAGACACAUAAGAAGCUCAAGGUGUCGAAAAUGAGAAAGAGGAACUUCCGGAAGAUGGAAGCACUUAUAGCGUUCAAGAAUUGGGCUGGGCUAAAUGCAUGAACUCCUGGCGAAUGUCCUUUGCCUUGUGGCUGACUGAUUGUUCUUCCCUCUGCCUUUGUCUAAGAGGUUGUUUUGUGAUGAUAAGGCUGCAGAGUGGGGCAACAGUUGUUGAGUCUGGAGAUGAGGAUGAGGAUGAGGAUUAACAACCUGUAUUAAUUGCAUCAGUCAGACAAAUGAUUAUUUGCCCCCCGAAGAAGAAAAGAAGCGUCACCGUGAAUGUACUUUUUGGGUUGUGCUAAUGACUCGCCAAUUCAACUUGCAGGCUAAAGUUGGAUCUUCCGAAGCUCCAUUGCUGCUUCCUCCCUGAUAGAUGUAGAUGCCGUAUGGCUGUGCAGUUCAUUAUGAGAACAAAUAUUAUUGUGAAAUCAUAUAUUAAUUAUUGUGUAUGAAUAUUGUUUGUGCCAUCUAGCUCAGGACACGAACAAUGAUAUUUGUUGGUGUGGGGUUGACUCAUGAUCCGUUCGUCCGAUCUCGUCGGGAGAGAAGAAACCUGUGAAAAGACC
Messenger RNA from Linum trigynum, 2651 nucleotides. The record is from the annotation of a GenBank genome assembly. NCBI's taxonomy places the organism in Eukaryota, Viridiplantae, Streptophyta, Magnoliopsida, Malpighiales, Linaceae.